UCCUAUUAGGUAUUCUUGAUGACCAAUCAUCGAAUCUUACAAAUCAAUUCCUGAACAUGUUGGGCUGCUCCCAACACUUGUUCUGUGAUGUUGUCGAAGGGGUGGUCCAGAAACGCCAGGUUUUGCUCGAGUGUCACCAAUCAAAUGAAUGAUGCUCGCUCUGUUAGAAAGGAAACGCAACAUGAUUUCACUUUGAGAAACGGUGACUGGGAAUUCACAAGGUUCAUUCCAUUGACUGAGCUUCAUCAUAGUAUUCGGGGAUACCUAGCAAAUGACACUUUGGUCAUUAAAGUCGAAGUUUGGGUCUUAACAGUUACUCCUCCAGUGAAUAUUCAGCCAGCUAGACCAACUGAUUUGUUUGACUCCUAUUUUACUGGUCUGGAGGAACUUGUCAAUGCUGCUGAGAUUAAUGGUGCUAGUGUAGGAUCAAGUUCGUGCCACCAACAUAGUGCUUUGACGGCUGAAAUUCCUAGCUUAGAAGAAGUUGAGAAGGCUGAGCAGUCUUUGUGGGAAUGCCUUUCAGAUCUCUUUAAAUUGAAUAUGAAAGAGAGGUUUUCUGAGGCACUAUCAACUUUGAGCUCAGCCAGAAAUGGAUUAUCGUUGGAGCAACAAAAAAUAAUUGAGACACUUCGGGCCAAUUUCAAUGAUUUCACUUCGGACUUCCUAACAUUUGAGCAGGACAAUGCUGAGUUUGAGCUGCACAAACUGCAGAUGGAUCAAAGGUUCUCUGCUAUGAAGAAGAGCCACGAGACUCGCAUCUUUUAUACGCAGUUAAUGGAUGACUGCGUCAAGGAAGAGGAAGAGCUCAAGAGAAAGAUGGUGGAAGUGAAGUCUAGGAGGUACAAGCUCCUCUCAGACUGGGAAAUCUUGCUGGUCGAGUUCGAAGAAGCGAAGUCGGGCUAUAAAGAUGAGCAAAAAAAAGUAGCAGAGGCUGAGGAAAAGAAAAGAAUAGCCGAGGAAAGAAUGUCUAGAUCAACCACUGCUUGGUCGAACUUGAAGGCUCAGUUCUGUUAAAACUUUACGGUUUCAAAUAGGCUAUGAGGCAAUUGUU
This is a messenger RNA of Syzygium oleosum, 1051 nucleotides long. RefSeq lists its product as uncharacterized. Gene Ontology annotation, molecular function: protein binding. NCBI's taxonomy places the organism in Eukaryota, Viridiplantae, Streptophyta, Magnoliopsida, Myrtales, Myrtaceae. The transcript is spliced from 3 exons. Bases 88 to 1014 code for a protein of 308 amino acids. The record is from RefSeq and is a predicted model, not a curated record.